Messenger RNA from Mycosarcoma maydis (corn smut), 714 nucleotides. RefSeq lists its product as uncharacterized. Gene Ontology annotation, biological process: RNA splicing. The coding region runs from base 1 to 714 and encodes 237 amino acids. Gene Ontology annotation, cellular component: precatalytic spliceosome. The transcript has a single exon. The record is from RefSeq and is a predicted model, not a curated record. NCBI's taxonomy places the organism in Eukaryota, Fungi, Basidiomycota, Ustilaginomycetes, Ustilaginales.
AUGAGUGGGCGGCGCAGAUCUCCACCUCCUCCGCCGCGGCCUUACAAGGACGAAACGUCUCGACGAGGAUACAGGAACGACCGAGGAGGAACCUCCUCAUCGCAAGAAUUCCGAAGACGACGUAGUCCAAGUCCGGGAUACUCGUGGUCGUCUUCAUCGAGGCACGAUUCGGAUAGGCGCGAAAGGGGAUACGAUGACAGGAGUGCUUGGAGAGGCGAACGUAGGGACAGAGAGAGAGACGAUCAACGCAGUGAUCGUAUUCCGCCGCCGCCUCGGGACAGACCAGCUGCAUCCGACCGAGAGGACACAUUGUCGCGUGAUUCCCGCUCGAACCACUGGAGCUAUUCGAGACCACACGACGAAGGCAUCCAUUAUCGCAGAAGAAGGAGCCGAAGUCGAUCGCCUCCCACGUCCUCAAUACCAGAAGCAUCCGCUCUUGCCCGUGUAUCUACUUCACAGACUGUCGCCACAGUUAGCGCACCCGACGCAAAAGCCGUUGGUAAGCAAGAUGCAGAGGACGGAGAGACCACCGAACAGGACGGCGAAGAGGAAGCAAUGGCGGCCAUGAUGGGUUUCGGCGGGUUUGGCACUACAAAGAACAAAAAAGUCGCGGGCAAUGCAGCGGGCGCGGCAGAAGUGAAAAAGGAACGCACCUGGAGGCAGUACAUGAACAGAAAAGGUGGGUUCAAUCGACCGCUCGACAAGAUCAAAUGA